UCGAUUUGAUUAUCGAAUAGGACUUGGAGGAAGGGAGAUAGACCCCUUAUGACACGUUGCAUCAUGUAUAGAAAUUCAGUCUAGACCUACAUCUAUUUGGCCCAUUAUGUAAAAUCUUAUUGGGAUUAGAACAUAUUCAGGUUUAUAGUCAAUUAGAUGAAUAUCUGGAGUGAGAGGGGUUGGCUCCAAUCCAAGCAAGUACCUUUGCCGCCUCCACCGGUGGCGUCUUUGCCAGUAGCCUAUAUACAUUUCAGUUAGGAGUAUAGUUCCUUCAUGUCUCCCGGUUGCAUAGAGAGAGAGGAGAGAAAUCCAAAAUACGAGUGAUGUCAAACCGAACAGAUCUGAACGGUCUGAAAAGCCAACGACUUCCUCCACGAGAACUUGCCAAUGGAAUAAUCUGAUUUGUAAACACAUUGUACCGUUUUUGCGUUGCACGUUUUUCACCAAAACAGUAAGGAAUGUGGGCUUUUCUGAGUGGAAAAUUAUUUAGUGUUCUUUCAGCACCAGUGAUUGUAGCUGUCGUGUGCUGCGCACAAAGCGUGAAUGAACCAGGGAACAUGUCGUUUGUGAAAGAGACGGUGGACAAACUACUAAAGGGAUAUGAUAUUCGUCUUCGACCAGACUUUGGAGGGGCCCCUGUUGCAGUUGGCAUGAGUAUAGAUGUGGCGAGCAUAGACAUGGUAUCGGAAGUCAACAUGGACUACACUUUAACCAUGUACUUCCAGCAGUACUGGAGGGACAAGAGGCUGGCGUACUUAGGGAUCCCGCUGAACCUCACCCUGGAUAACCGGGUAGCAGAUUCACUCUGGGUCCCUGACACCUACUUCCUGAAUGACAAGAAGUCCUUCGUCCACGGUGUGACGGUCAAGAACCGCAUGAUCCGCCUCCACCCGGAUGGAACAGUGCUCUACGGCCUGAGGAUCACAACGACGGCAGCCUGUAUGAUGGACCUGAGGAGGUACCCUCUGGACGAGCAGAACUGCACUCUGGAGAUCGAGAGCUAUGGAUACACAACAGAUGACAUUGAGUUCUACUGGAAGGGAGGAGACAAUGCGGUGACGGGGGUGACACGCAUUGAGCUGCCACAGUUCUCCAUAGUGGACUACAAGCUGGUGUCCAGAAACGUUGUAUUUUCCACAGGUGCCUACCCACGACUGUCUUUGAGCUUCAAGCUAAAGAGGAACAUUGGCUACUUUAUCCUGCAGACCUACAUGCCCUCCAUCCUGAUCACCAUCUUGUCCUGGGUCUCCUUCUGGAUCAAUUACGAUGCCUCGGCUGCAAGAGUGGCAUUAGGGAUCACCACUGUGCUCACCAUGACCACCAUCAACACCCAUCUGAGAGAGACGCUCCCCAAGAUCCCCUACGUCAAGGCCAUCGACAUGUACCUGAUGGGCUGCUUCGUCAUGGUCUUCCUGGCCCUGCUGGAGUACGCCUUCGUCAACUACAUCUUCUUCGGCCGUGGACCACAGAUGCAGAAGAAGCUGGCAGAGAAAGCCGAGAGGGCCAACAACGAGAGGGCGGCCAAAUAUGACACCAAUCGGUCUCCUCAGGAAGGAGGUAAAACGUCAUCUCUUAAGCUGACUAAGCAGCCUAAUAGAGCAAAAACGCUCCGUGUCUCACAGUCGGCGGAGUCCCACGGUAAUAUCCUGCUGACCACCCUGGAGAUCCACAACGAGGUGGCAGGAAAUGAGGUCACCACCAGCCUGGCGGACAGCAGGAACUCCUCCGUCAUGGGAUUUGACAACACCAGCACAGGUACCGGCGUCCAGUGCAGGAAGGCGAGCCGGGCCUCGGGUCCUCGCCACAGCCUCGACAGGAACGCCCAGCUCAAAAGGCACAAACUGCGGCGGCGCUCGUCGCAGCUCAAAAUCAAAAUCCCUGACCUGACGGACGUAAACGCCAUCGACAGGUGGUCGCGGAUCAUCUUCCCCUCCGUCUUCUCCCUCUUUAAUUUAAUCUACUGGAUGUAUUAUGUCAACUGAUUGACUGAUUUUAGGGUUAGGUGGUGUUGUCAUAUUUUUUCCCUCCUUUGUCAUCAUUUUGUCUUUUUUACGUGAUAGGAAAUGUUUUGCUAUCGAAAAACAAAGGACUGCCUCUAUGUAACACGGACAAACUGCUUUGACCCCUUUGUUAAAGUUUUUAUAUUUGCAGUCGUACUCAAAUUGUGGAUUGCGGUGGAUUGCUAAUUCUUAAAACUUUGUACAGAACUAUGUAGAUAAAUACCCAUACUGUAGGACUGGGACUGCAUACUUCCCAGUCUUUUUGCCCUCUCUGCAGUUUGAUAAUGGAGAUCUUUAUACCCAAUUCAAUAUGUGCAAUUUGCAAGAAAGAAAAGGUAACCAUAACAUUUUUUUUUUUUUAACAAACCCAAAUAAAAUACAAAUGUUAUGUAAUGUAUUAUGCAUAUACACAAUUAAUUGCAAUGUAUACUUUAUCAUCAUUUACAUAUUAUUUGUUAUGAAUGCGGAUCAAUGCAAAAAUAUAUACUCAUGUUUUGUGAUGCUUGCCAUCUUUAUCACGUAUAUAUUUUUUGUCUUGGUCAGAUAAUAUCAUUUUCAAGUGCACAUACAGUAUUUGCAUAUUUUACAGUGAAGUGGUCCUGUUUAUGUAUGUCUAUACAGUGUAUUAUUAUUAUUAGUAGUAAUAGUAGUAGUAGUAUUGCUAUUAUUAUUAAUACUAUUAUCAUUAUUAUUACAUACUCAACUAUAACAUUUUAACACAGGUGAAAAUUAAUGUCUACUGUUGAGGGUUAUAAUAUCUCAGGUUCUGGAUUUUGCAAAUUGGCAUCCAUUACGUUUUCAAAAUCCUGUCAAACAGUCUUGGAAUUGGAAUAUUGAUUGGUAAUCGAACCAUACCCACCACUGCACUCAAUGAAUCUGCCACGGUUCACAUCUUUUCUAUUUGAUAUUGCGAAUGCUUGACAGCAUUUCACUCAGUAAAUUGACGGCGUUCCUAUAAAUCAGCUCCAUCUUUGAUAGCUGUCGACCUCUCCUGCCAACGGCCUUGUGCUAUAUACUGUAUAACAUGUCUUUGUGAAAUAUUCGGAUAUUUUUGUAAGGUGUAACGUUGACUAUAACUACAGUAUGUUAACUCCCUCUGUUGCACACUAGCAUUGUAGAAAAUAGAUUCCCUCUGUUCACAACAUUCCAUGGAAGUGGCAGGGUUGAGGGUUUGUUUGGUUUGGAGCAUUUGGCUGAUCUGUACUGCUGAAAUGACCUCCAACUGUAAAUAUAAUGUAUAUAACAGAUUUGAUGUAAGUGUGCACAUUUUUAUUUGGAGUUGUCUAAUUAGUUGUCUGUUUUAAAAGACAAUGUGAAAUACCGAUGACAUUUCUGUCCUCUUUAAAUGCUUGAAAAUCUAUUGAAUUAACAUAUAUAUAUCUUUUUUUUUAUUCCUUUCUUCAGAUUUAUAAGCAAUGAAUGCCAUGAGAGACUAUCUAUCAAAUGCACAGCCAAUAUAAAUAAUACAACAAAACGCAUUGUAAAUCAAGGGCAUCGCGACCGCUGAUAACGGCAUAUCGUCAUCAUCCAUUUCUAUAUUUCUAUAAUCUAUUCUGCACAGCUAUCAAAGAAGCACACACGUUGUAUUAGUCUCUCAGUAUACAACUGAUGCAUGAAUUCUGUUCUACAGGGCAAGGACAACGAGCCAUAAUCAUUAGAUUGUAACAAAACAUCGAACACAUCCCAUUAGAGUAUGUAAUCAACAGCAUGGAAGUAACUAACAUUUGGUGAAACAUUGCCAUUGUUCAUAUCGUGCUGCUCUGGGCGAGAGAACAUGCCAAGAUGGCACUGUCUCUUGUUUCUCUAUGCAUGUUAUAUCGCAUGAGUAGUGGCGAUUAAAAAAAGAACCUUAACCCCUAUCAUCUUAGACCUGUAUCUCAGGUUACAAGUGCAGUUCAAGAGAUUGUGAUAAACUGCCAUUCUCUGGUUGGUUACAGAGCAACCAAUCAUAUCCUGGGGUCAAUGGCUGGGAUUCACAACGACAGUCUUCAAAUAUAUAACACAUUUAUAUACGCAUAAAGAAUAAAUUGUGCGCGCCCAUGUAUUUUACCAUUACCAACUUGCAGCCAAUUGCUUAUAGUAGUGACAUGUAUCUCUGGUAUGUAAAUAUACUUUGCUACUUGAUCAUUAAGCUUGUUGUGUGUUUUGGGUUUGAGUGAUAUAAUGGUAGAGUGUGUGUGGUUACACACGCUGGCCUUUAAACAGUUACAGACCCUGGGGUUUCUCUUCUCUACUGUGUAGAUGAGGCAGUGUUGGCUGGGUCUUGGUGUAAGAUGACUAAUAUCCCUUGUUCUUGAGAUAGGUAAUAUCUCUUGGUCUUGGUGUAAGAUGAGUCAUUUCUCUUGGUCUUGGUGCAAGAUGAAUAAAAUAUCUUGGUCUUGGUGCAAGAUUAAUAAAAUAUCUUGGUCUUGGUGUAAGAUGAAUAAAAUAUCUUGGUCUUGGUGCAAGAUGAAUAAAAUAUCUUGGUCUUGGUGCAAGAUGAAUAAAAUAUCUUGGUCUUGGUGCAAGAUGAAUAAAAUAUCUUGGUCUUGGUGUAAGAUGAAUAAAAUAUCUUGGUCUUGGUGCAAGAUGAAUAAAAUAUCUUGAUCUUGGUGUAAGAUGAAUAAAAUAUCUUGGUCUUGGUGCAAGAUGAAUAAAAUAUCUUGGUCUUGGUGCAAGAUUAAUAAAAUAUCUUGGUCUUGGUGUAAGAUGAGUCAUUUCUCUUGGUCUUGGUGCAAGAUGAAUAAAAUAUCUUGGUCUUGGUGUAAGAUGAGUCAUUUCUCUUGGUCUUGGUGUAAGAUGAGUCAUUUCUCUUGGUCUUGGUGCAAGAUGAAUAAAAUAUCUUGGUCUUGGUGCAAGAUGAAUAAAAUAUCUUGGUCUUGGUGUAAGAUGAGUAAUCUUUCCCGAGAUGCAAAGACUUGAGUUAGCCCUUCAGAGCUAAUGCCUAGUCUUUAGCUCAGAGGACUAACACAGUCUUGUGGCAUUCAAGAGACCUGGGUUUGAAUCCCGGUCAGUCACAUUGGCACAUUCAAUCUGACACUGUUUCAUGCAUUAUGUGCACUCAUCGUUGCUGGCUUCUGAUGUUGUCUGGCCCAUUAUGGAAUGUCAACAUGUUCUGUUCUGCCAUAAAUGUAUUUAGGUAUAGAUAUCUGUGUUUGUUUUUCUCCCUUACUUCUUUAGGUUAUAAUGUUGCUCUAUUAAUGAAAUAAUAUUAAUUGUAUGACAGCAAUAUCGGGUUUUGCAUCCAUUCAAAUCAAUGCUUUCUGUAACACAUCUGUUAUACGCUAUAGCAACAGGAUGAACAAUGGACAGACUUCAGAGGCGACAUUUCUUGUUCCUGAUGCAUUUCUGUUGAAUGAUUGAAUCUAGACAAAACCCAAUAGUUUAUGAUUUAUAUGUCAGGUGAAGAUAAACAAAUGAUUACCAGUAUUCCUGGAUUGUGAUUAAAACUGUAUUCAUCAAUGAA
Molecule: messenger RNA, 5445 nt
Organism: Salvelinus fontinalis (brook trout)
Lineage: Eukaryota; Metazoa; Chordata; Actinopteri; Salmoniformes; Salmonidae
Product: gamma-aminobutyric acid receptor subunit beta-3-like
Exons: 10
Coding region: 459-1982 (507 amino acids)
Biological process (GO): chemical synaptic transmission; nervous system process; regulation of membrane potential
Cellular component (GO): GABA-A receptor complex; synapse; membrane
Molecular function (GO): GABA-A receptor activity; neurotransmitter receptor activity; extracellular ligand-gated monoatomic ion channel activity
Source: RefSeq, a predicted model, not a curated record